AUGAUUAAAUACUUACUCAUUUGCCUCCUAGCUAUCGUUACCAAUGGUACAGUAUUGGGAAUUGAUUUCGGAUCUGAAUUCAUCAAGGCAGUUUUAAUAAGUCCAGGCAAGUCUUUCACAAUCAUUGAGAAUACUACAAGCAAACGAAAAACAGAAAAUGCUAUUGCAUUUUACAAUAAGGAACGUUUGUAUGAAAGUGAUGGUGUUUCCAAGAAAUCCAAAUCUCCUAAGAAUACAUUUACAUUCUUAAACAAAUUUUUAGGAGCAUUAGCGAAUGACGAAAAACUCGUAGAAAUUUCCAGACAGUCCUAUGAAGACUUUAAAAUAGAGAUUGAAGAGAGAGAAGGAACAUUUGCCUUUGAAGUUGAUGGUGUAUAAGUAGAAGGAAAGGAUACCAUGAUAGUGAAGGUCGAAGAAUUGGCAGGAAUGGUUCUUAAAUUUAUAGCUAAGUUAGUGGAUUUCAAUCAUUAGAUCUAAAUUAAAGAUGUUGUAUUGACAGUACCAAGCGAAUGGAAUAUAAGUCAGAGAUCUGCAUUAAAAUCAGCCGCUUAAUUAGCAGAAUUAGAAGUUUUAGGAAUCAUCAAUGAAAAUACAGCAGCUGCUCUAUAUUAUGCCCUUGAACGUUCAGAUGAAAACAAACACACUGCUCUAUUCUAUAACAUAGGUUCAUAUAAUAUUCAAGUGUCUUUGGUUGAAUUCUAGGCUGUAGAUGCUCAAAAGAAAAAGGUUGAAACAUUAAGAGUUCUAGCUGACUAUUCCAUCCCAAAUGCGGGUGGCUAAUCUUUAGAUCUCUUACUAGCAAAUCAUUUUGCAAGGGAAUUCGAUAAUCAACCAUCCAGAAAAGGAAAGAAGUCUAUUUUUACAAACUCUAAAGCAAUGAAUAAACUAUUGAAGGCAGCAAAUAAAUACAAGGAAAUAUUAUCAGCAAACAAAGAGACUUAGGUUUAUUUGGAAGGUUUGAUUGAUGGUGAGGAUUACACUACAUCAAUUUAGAGAUCAACUUUUGAAUCAUUAUUCGAAAAUAAACUUUAAUAAUUAACAGAACCAAUUAAUUACGUUUUAGAAAAAUGCAACAAAACUAAAGAGGACAUCAAUAUCGUUGAAUUAAUAGGUGGAGGCAUUAGAGUUCCUAAGAUCUAAUAGGAGUUAGCUAAUUACUUUGGAAGUGUAGAAGUUGGAACACAUUUAAAUGGUGAUGAGUCUAUGGCAUUUGGUGCUGCAUUCCAUGCUGCUAAUCUAUCUCAUUCAUUCAAAGUUAGACCAGUUUAAUUGACUGACGGUUUUAGUUUCAGCAGUUCUAUUGAAAUUAAUGGUGUUAAUGAUGACGAUUAUCAUAAAGAAUUCUCUUUGUUUGGAUACAAGAAGAAAUAUGGAAGUACUAGAUCUUUGGAAUUCACUUAUGAUAAGAAUUUAAGAUUAGAUAUCUAUGUGGAAAAAGAUGGUUAGAAAUCUAAAUUAAUGUCCUAUCAUUUAACUAAUAUUACUAAUGCCACAGAACUUAAUUUCAGUAAACCAGAAAUCUCACUUACUUUUAAAUCCACAUCAAAUGAAUUUAUAAAGUUAGAAAGUGCUGAAAUGAAAGUUGAGGAAAUUAAAUUAAUUGAAAUCAAACCUAAUGUUACUACCACUAAUACAACAUCAUCAUAAGAUAAAGAUAAACCAACAAAUAAAACUGAAACAAAUGAUAAUGAAAACACUGAAGAAGGUGAUCUUUCUGAAGAAACUGAAAAGCAACAAGACGAACAUCAAUAAUCAGAAGAACAACCAAAAGUUACUGAAUAAGUCGUUUAAGAACCUUAAUUCAAAAAGUAGAAAUUUAUUCAUACUUUCCCCAUCAAUUAUACAAUUACUCAUCAUGUAGUGUUAGGAUUAAAUCAAUAAGAGAUUGAUGAUUCAAAAAAAAUUAUUAAAUAAUUUGAAACUGCUGAAGAAAAUAGUAGAAAGUUAAGUGAAAUUAAAAAUAAAUUGGAAUCACUUAUUUAUACAGUCAGAGAAGUCAAAGAUGCUGAAUAUUUCUAAAAGGCUUCAACUGAAACAGAAAGAGCUGAAAUCUUAAAGACAAUCGAAGAACACUCUGAAUAUCUUGAUAGUGAUGAGGCAUGGACAGCUGAUUUUGAAAAAUUCAACACUAAGUUUACUUAAUUGAAUAAUUUGUUAAAACCAAUCCAAGUUAGAUUAGAUGAAGCUAAGGCUAGACCCUAGUUCAUUAAUGAAACAAUCACAAAGUUGACUGAUUUCCACAAGAAGGCCAAUAAUCUUAACUAAACUAUGCCUUGGGUUCCUGAAGAGAAGAAAGUCAAAUUCUUAGGACAUCUUGCAAAUACAACUGAUUGGUUGAAAUCCAAAUUAGAAGAACAAGAGAAGAGGGAAUUGCACUAAGAUCCAGCAUUCUUAAUUGAAGAAUUGAAGAAAAAGAUAGAUAAAGUGAGCGAAGAGUACACUAAAAUUAAAGCCAUAACUAAACCUAGAAAAACUUAGGAAUAAAAGGAGGAAGAGAAAAAGAAGAAGGAGGAGAAAAAGCAAACUAAAAAAGAUGCAGAAUCUGAUUCAAAAAAGGGCUCAAAACAAUAAGAAUAAAGUUAACAAGAUGAAAAAGAAGAAUAAUAAAACUAGCAAUAAUAAUAAGAUGAAAAUUUUUAAGAUUAAUAGGAUAGUCAGACCUAAGGAGACGGCGAUCCAACAAUUGAGGAUUUGUGA
Messenger RNA from Paramecium tetraurelia, 2697 nucleotides. RefSeq lists its product as uncharacterized. Gene Ontology annotation, cellular component: endoplasmic reticulum chaperone complex. Gene Ontology annotation, biological process: negative regulation of hypoxia-induced intrinsic apoptotic signaling pathway; cellular response to hypoxia; endoplasmic reticulum unfolded protein response. Lineage: Eukaryota; Ciliophora; Oligohymenophorea; Peniculida; Parameciidae. The record is from RefSeq and is a predicted model, not a curated record. The transcript has 6 exons. Gene Ontology annotation, molecular function: ATP-dependent protein folding chaperone; ATP binding.